Molecule: messenger RNA, 375 nt
Organism: Trypanosoma conorhini
Lineage: Eukaryota; Euglenozoa; Kinetoplastea; Trypanosomatida; Trypanosomatidae
Product: Heat shock protein 67Bb
Exons: 1
Coding region: 1-375 (124 amino acids)
Cellular component (GO): mitochondrion
Molecular function (GO): thiosulfate-cyanide sulfurtransferase activity
Source: RefSeq, a predicted model, not a curated record
AUGCAGAAGCUUCUUACCUACGAGGAUGUGAAGGCCGUUGUGGAAAGCAAGCUCAAAGGGCAGCUUCCUCGGACUCAUUUGAUUGAUGUGCGGGGGCAGGAUGAGGUGCAGAGCACGGGCAUCAUUCCCGGGGCCUUAAACUUGCCCCUCGACCAGCUCGAGGCGGCGUUGAAGAGCGAACCGGGGCAGUUUAAGGAAAAGUACGCGGUGCCCAAGCCGCCGCAAGAGGACACGCUUAUCAUGUACUGUCUGAUGGGGAAGCGUGCGGAGAAGGGGGAAAAAGUGGCCAGGGAGUGCGGCUACGCAGACACGGCUGUGUAUCCUGGGAGCUGGACCGAGUGGUCCGAGCGCGCCAAGGAGCAGAAGGCGUCUUAG